AUGUUAAACGACAACUUCACCACAGGAAACACCACCUUCCCCUUGACUAUGGAAAGGCAGGUUUCCGCAUCGCUAUUUUCACCAUGGAAGACGUUCGACAAAGUGUUUACCUCAGUCAUGGGAUACCCGGCCAAGGAGUUUGAGUUCGUUCCUGGCCACACGCCGUUCUCGACCCUGGGCGGAGCCGUGGGAAUGGCUGUGCUCUAUCUGGUGGUCAUCUUUGGUGGCCGUGAGGUGAUGCGCAACCGGAAGCCUGUAGAGCUGAACACGCUCUUCAAGAUACACAACCUCUUCCUGUCUCUCCUAAGCGGUGCCUUGCUAGUGCUGUUCAUCGAGCAGCUCGUGCCAAGCCUGUGGCGCGGCGGCCUCUAUGAGAACAUAUGCGGGGUUUCGGGCUGGACUCAACCACUCGUUCUUCUGUACUACAUCAACUACCUUACAAAGUACUACGAGCUCAUUGACACCGUCUUCCUGAUGGUCAAGAAGAAGCCUCUCACCUUCCUGCACUGCUACCACCACCCGGCGACCGCGCUUCUCUGCUUCUCCCAGAUGAUUGGGGGCACGCCCCUCUCUUGGGUGCCCAUCACGCUCAACUUGACUGUCCAUGUUGUCAUGUACUGGUACUACUUCCAGACCGCGCGGGGUGUCAAGGUGUGGUGGAAGCAGUGGAUCACUCGCUUGCAGAUUGCGCAGUUCGUGCUUGACCUGGGAUUCGUCUACUUCGGCUUCUACGAUGUCUUCGCGGAUACCUACUUUAAGGAUAUUCUACCCCACGUCGGCCGGUGUGGAGGCGAGUUCUUUGCCGCGGUGACGGGCGGCGCGAUCCUGACUUCGUACUUGGUCCUGUUCAUCAUGUUCUACAUCUCUACCUACAAGAAGGGCGGUCAGAGGGGUGCGCAAAAGACCAAGUCGGCCGUGCUCAGCGAGAAGAGGUCGUUUGCGGCAGGGCCAGCUAAUGGCGCACGGGCCGAGAUGAAGAGUUAA
Molecule: messenger RNA, 984 nt
Organism: Colletotrichum graminicola M1.001
Lineage: Eukaryota; Fungi; Ascomycota; Sordariomycetes; Glomerellales; Glomerellaceae
Product: GNS1/SUR4 family protein
Exons: 3
Coding region: 1-984 (327 amino acids)
Biological process (GO): sphingolipid biosynthetic process; fatty acid elongation, polyunsaturated fatty acid; fatty acid elongation, monounsaturated fatty acid
Cellular component (GO): endoplasmic reticulum membrane
Molecular function (GO): fatty acid elongase activity
Source: RefSeq, a predicted model, not a curated record